CGCGGUCCCGUACAGACCUUAUCCAAGAUCUCCUAGUGCAACUAAAAGCCAGUGAUCAGUCAGCCUACCAGUAAGUGAACUAUAUAACAGUGUAGGCUGUUGUUAACUUGUUAAUCUAACCGAAAAUGGGGCUCAUGAAGAAAAGGAAAAAUAAAAAUCCAACGGCCGAGCAACAAAAUUCGCAGGUUACAGUACAACCUAUAUCUGCCGAUACGAUUCCCGUCGAAAUUUCCGAACAAGAAAUUCCGCAGUCCAUAAAAGAUUUUGCGCAAAAAUGCAAAGACAAUUUUGAUGAAGGAACGUUAAGUUGGUUGAUUAGGUUUAACUAUGUUUCAUUCCUUCUCUACAUCAUCCACAUUGGUUGUAACAUUUAUUGGCUUAAUUACUUUUACAACAAAGGAGAUAUGUGGUAUUUCGGGUGCACCUUGGCAUUUUGGUUAAUCCCUGCAGGUAGUGCGACUCUAACAAGUUUCUUGUUUUACAAUCCCGGUUGGCCGAUUAACCAAAACCAAGACACAUUUGACCCCAGAGAUUAUUUGCCAGAAAAAGAAUCUAAUUUUAGCUUUAACAUGAAGUGGUUUUUGGGUUUCUGUCCAUUUCCGAGGUACUGGGAUACCAUUAAAUACGCCCGCAAAGCCAAAAAAGCCAAGAAAACGGAUGACGAGGCGCAGAACAUGUAUUUCCUCGCAAUGAUUUGGGAAGAUGUCGAGUUACUACAAUUGCGCCAAUUUGAGAGUUUCAUGGAAUCAGCGCCUCAAUUAUUGCUCGGCCUGUACAUCGCCAUCAAAGAAGAAUCCCUUUUAGGAUAUUGGUCGUUAUUGAAAAUCGUCACUAUCGGCAGCUUGUCGUGGGCAUUACUCUCGUACGAUAACAAAAUCUGCUUAAUGAAUGGAAAACGUGAUGAUGCAGCCCAACGGAGCCGAUCAAAUGUCAUCAGAAUUGACUUCACGAAUGAUGACGAGACAAAUGAAGUCAUUGAUUGCAUCAAAAACAUCAACUGGAAAAAGAACGUUCUCUCAUUUUUCGCUCAUUUCUCCUGGAUGGUGGCCCGAUUCAUGGUCUUGAGUUUGUUCGCGACUGUUCACGGUUGGGUUAUUUGGAUGGCCUGCCUUGCUCACCUAGUCCCAAUUCUCGUUUUGCAUAAGGAGAAAAAUUACGGUUUUAUGGACUCGUUGAGAUUGUCAUUUCUCCACGUUUUCGCCUACUUGUACCGAACAAAAAAUAAACGUGAUCAAGAGAAACACCUACGAUUCUCACCUGUCGCGUAUCAGUAUGUCUGCAUCUGCGAAAAUCUGUUUCUCAUGGUAAUGUGUAGCCAAAGUAUCAUCAAAUGCAACGAGAGGAGCAAUCUUGACAUCUCAUCCAUCCUGUCCUAUCCUUGGAAUGAUUGGACAUUCUCACUCCCCUGGAUCGGCCAAAUUUUGACUUUUCUUUUAAGUUGCUUGUUGUUUCGGUUGCUAAACAAAGAGCGACAAUCUCCCAUCACUCCUGCUGCCCCUAGUUAGUCGUUCUUUAGCCGCGCUAAAAGAAAUCUCCAUUCUAGAAAUGGCGAUAGCCACCUCAAAACCAAAAAGUGUUCGUCCAAGUUGUGUUGGUUAAAUUCCUUCUUAUUUCCAUUAUGCAACACUUGUACUGUGUCUAAACGUUGUCUAUUAGUAUACGGUCUUCAUCAAUAUUCUGGCAAAAUAUAUGAACAAAUGUAUACUACUA
This is a messenger RNA of Daphnia pulicaria, 1710 nucleotides long. Its product is annotated as XK-related protein 6-like. The record is from RefSeq and is a predicted model, not a curated record. NCBI's taxonomy places the organism in Eukaryota, Metazoa, Arthropoda, Branchiopoda, Diplostraca, Daphniidae. Gene Ontology annotation, biological process: engulfment of apoptotic cell; phosphatidylserine exposure on apoptotic cell surface; apoptotic process involved in development. The coding region runs from base 126 to 1505 and encodes 459 amino acids. Gene Ontology annotation, cellular component: plasma membrane. The transcript is spliced from 5 exons.